GAAGAACAAAAAGGCAUUCAGUCAUUUCUCGGUUUAGUUUGAUCCUUGCCCGCUUUAGAACAGGAUGCCUGCUAAUGAACCCCUCCUGGUUCCCUUGCUUUUCUGGGAGAUUCAGAAAAUAUAUUGGGUACAAACUUAAAAAAAAAAAAGAUUUAGUCUAUACAAUUUAUAUUAAUAUUUUCUAAAUGGACCUAAGAGGACACCAGAAAGCAGAAAAACAUCCCUUCUCCACUCCUUUGGGAAAAGGGAAAUGACAUCCAUAUUUUCUCGGAUUGCAGCGAACAUACAUUUUGAGCAAACCCCUCCCCAGCCUGGCUCUGCCUCCACCCCGGCGAGCGAGGCCGCCUGCGGCUAUCCAUCAAGUUUGUUUUUCUUGUUGCUGCUAUGGACAAGCUGUAAAUUCACCUCUUCCCAACCAACCUGCGUGCAAUGCCAAACUAGCCGCAGUUCCAGGCACUGCCUCUUGCAAAACGUGUGCUCGCUUCAGCCCUUCCCUCAACUGCCCCCCUAAAGUAACUGAAGCUCAGAGGAAUUCCAGCCCGUGGCAGAGCCCGCAUUUGCAAUAAACUUCAUUUAACUGCCCUUGCAAUACAGUGCCGGUGCCCAAGGGCACACCAGCAAGCGUUUGCAGCAGUCGCUGCUUUGGUGGAAUUCAAGAGGUAACAGUGACGCACCAUUUCCAUCGCGGUUUCGUCUCUUCAGAGGAUUUGGUGUGCUUUAAUUAGGAUUCUACACGUUUCUUUGAGGUGGCGAGAGCCAAGGGCCAACAGUAACGAAUGACUGUCGGGUGUUCGUGUUUCUAUUCCUGGCGGGGAGAGCUUUAAAGCAACAGAAAAGCGGCGCAUGGUGCCUAAAGCUGCACCCAGCAAUGGAGGGGCCGAAGGGAACCGAGAACAGCACCUCCGGGAAGGCUCUGUGCCCUCUCGUGGAAAGCUAUAAAUACAUCUUGUUACCCCUUACGUACAGCUCCGUCUUCGUGCUGGGGCUGCUCCUCAACGGAGCCAUGCUGCGGCUCAGCUGCUGCCGCGCCAAGGACUGGACCUGCACCACCAUCUACCUGGUGAACCUGGCCAUGGCCGACCUGCUCUACCUCUUCUCCUUGCCCUUGCUCGUCGUCAACUACGUCCUGCGGGACACGUGGCCUUUCGGAGAGCUGCUCUGCAAACUGGUACGCUUCUUGUUUUACGCCAACCUGUACGGCAGCAUCCUGCUGCUGACUUGCAUCAGCAUCCAUCGCUUUCUAGGCAUCUGCUAUCCCAUCCGAUCCCUACCCUACCGGACCCGGCGCCUGGCCGCUGCCGGCACAGCUAUGUCCUGGGCACUGGUGUUCCUCCAGCUCCUGCCCACCUUGAUCUACGCCCGCACCGGCGUUAUCAAUAACCGCACCGUCUGCUACGACAUGACGAGCCCCGAGAACCUCAGCAGCUAUUUCCCCUACGGCGUGGCUCUAACCGCGUCUGGUUUCGUCUUUCCUUUCCUCGUCAUUUUAGCCUGCUAUUGUCUGAUGAUCAGAAGCCUCAUGCGACACGCUGGAGACACCAACCCCGCCGGGAGCGCUGCCCGAGCCAAGUCGAUCCGAACCAUUCUCCUCGUCUGUGGGCUUUUUGCGGUCUGUUUACUGCCAUUCCACGUCACCCGCAGCAUUUACCUCUUCAUCCGCGUGUACCGGGUAGCCGACUGCCAACUCCUACAGCGCUGGAGUUUGCUUUACAAGAUCUGGAGGCCACUGGUGAGCCUCAACAGCUGCAUCAACCCCCUCCUCUACUUUCUUUCUGGUCAAACUAACAGAGCCAGGCUGGCUUUGGAGCUGAGACUGCCCAAGGCAGGUCCUCUUGCCAGGCCUGCCACGAACGCAGAGGGGACGGACGCCCCAACAAGACUUGCCCCUUGCUGAGGAAGCACAUCCCUGCUGCCCUCGCGUAGCGCUGCAGAUUUGUUCCACUUCGCUGGGUGUGAGGCUUGGAGAAGAGCCAUAAAACU
Molecule: messenger RNA, 1980 nt
Organism: Harpia harpyja (harpy eagle)
Lineage: Eukaryota; Metazoa; Chordata; Aves; Accipitriformes; Accipitridae
Product: P2Y purinoceptor 3-like
Exons: 1
Coding region: 869-1894 (341 amino acids)
Biological process (GO): G protein-coupled receptor signaling pathway
Cellular component (GO): plasma membrane
Molecular function (GO): G protein-coupled receptor activity
Source: RefSeq, a predicted model, not a curated record